UGGCAAUAUUCAUAGAUUCAAAUAUUUGAAUUUUAAUCCUUUGCACUGUAAAGAAUAUUGUAAGGUUAUAGGUAAACACAUUGAAAUCAAGGACUCGGGUGGAUUAAAUGGAUGGAUUUUUUUUAUGGUUUUAAGUAAGGCACAAGAGAUGAAUUAAAACGACCAGGUUUCUUAGCAAAGACUCAAUAAUGGAAGAACGCAUUCACCCAGAACAAUAUAAGGAAUUUAAAGAAAAGCAAGUGUUUGAUUUAUUCGACAAGAAUGGAGAUGGCCAUAUCUCGGGUGCUGAGCUUGGAAAUGUUCUUAGAGCUUUAGGCCAAAAUCCAACUGAAAAAGAAGUCCAGAAAAUUCUUAAAAGAUUUGAUAAGAACUGUGACGAAAAGAUACAGUAUAAUGAAUAUUUGGAUAUUCUGAAGGAUUAUUUAAAAGAUCCCCAGAUAUUUGAAAUAGAGUUGCGCGAAGCAUUCCGAAUAUUUGACAGAGAUCGGAAUAACGAUUUGAACUUCGCUGAACUCCGCAAAGCUUUGACAUCAUUAGGUGAACCUUUGACAGAUUCAGAAGCAAUUCAACUUUGUAAAAUGAUGGAUGCUGAUGGUGAUAAAAAGGUUACUGUAGACGAGGCUGUAAAGUUCAUGCUCCGAUCAUAUGAUGAGAUUUUCGAUGAGGAACAACAAUGUAAUACCCGUGGUAACAUGUCACAAGUUCAGAUAUCAACAACGUAGCGAAUGUACAGGAUCCGAAAUCUUUAAAAAAAACUAUGCUGUAGCUCAUAUAUAAAUGAAUAUAUGCUGUUUAAAAAACUUUUGACUUAUAUAAUUUCGAAAAAAAAAAACAUGUUAUAAUUAUGUUUCCUAGGUUCAGUGAUCCAUUCUGAGAAACAAUGGAUAAACAUGCAACUCAGCACAAGGCGAUGUAAGUACACUCGGUUGUAAAAGAUAAAACUAUUGCAAAAUAUAAACAUUCAUUUAUUUUUCUUUUUCGCUUCAUUAUAGGUUAGAAGGUAGUAAAUGCCUCCGCUACUAUUCUAAAUGCAAAAAUAAUAAAUUAUAGCAUUUCUA
Molecule: messenger RNA, 1058 nt
Organism: Mercenaria mercenaria
Lineage: Eukaryota; Metazoa; Mollusca; Bivalvia; Venerida; Veneridae
Product: neo-calmodulin-like
Exons: 5
Coding region: 189-722 (177 amino acids)
Cellular component (GO): myosin II complex
Molecular function (GO): calcium ion binding
Source: RefSeq, a predicted model, not a curated record